AUGAAAAUCCUUUUGCUCGAUUUGUGUAGGAUGGCUGGGUUAUUCAAAGAACAUCAUUAUCCUGCGGCUACUUUUACAACAUCAGUGCUUCUGACGUCCAUGAGAUGGACGCAAACUUCCAACUCAUUUUUUCGGACGCAAACAUCAAGAGCUUUGAAAUUAUCAAAGCAAUUCAACAUUACAGGCAAACCUUCUUGUGUAAAUAAAUAA
Molecule: messenger RNA, 210 nt
Organism: Clunio marinus
Lineage: Eukaryota; Metazoa; Arthropoda; Insecta; Diptera; Chironomidae
Source: the annotation of a GenBank genome assembly